UGAUCCAAUUCAGAGGAGGCCUCCAUAAUUGUUGUGAUUGCUCCGCUUGAGGAGAUACCGCAAGAGAUUGGACGGUAUGGAUAAGUACGAGGAGGUGAAGGAUUUGGGAGCUGGCAAUUUCGGGGUGGCUAGGCUCAUGAGGAACAAGGAGACCAAGGAGCUCGUCGCCAUGAAAUAUAUCGAGCGUGGUGGCAAGAUUGAUGAGAACGUGGCGAGAGAGAUUAUGAACCACAGGUCCCUUCGACACCCCAAUAUAAUCCGAUUCAAGGAGGUCAUUUUGACCCCCACACAUUUAGCCAUAGUAAUGGAGUAUGCAGCGGGGGGAGAACUAUUUGAGAGGAUAUGCAAUGCCGGCAGAUUCAGCGAAGACGAGGCUAGAUAUUUCUUUCAGCAGCUGAUAUCUGGUGUCAAUUUCUGUCACACCAUGCAAAUAUGCCACAGAGAUUUAAAGCUUGAAAAUACCCUUUUGGAUGGAAGUCCGGCACCUCGCCUGAAAAUUUGCGAUUUUGGUUAUUCCAAGUCAUCUUUGUUGCAUUCAAGACCCAAGUCUACGGUUGGAACCCCAGCUUAUAUAGCACCCGAAGUUCUUUCUAGGCGCGAAUAUGAUGGCAAGUUGGCUGAUGUGUGGUCAUGUGGAGUGACUCUUUAUGUGAUGCUUGUUGGAGCAUAUCCCUUUGAGGACCAGGAUGACCCAAGGAAUUUCCGGAAAACGAUCCAGCGAAUAAUGGCCGUUCAAUACAAAAUCCCAGAUUAUGUUCACAUAUCUCAAGAUUGCAGGCACCUCCUCUCUCGCAUUUUUGUGGCUAAUCCAUUGAGGAGAAUAACAAUCAAGGAAAUUAAGAUCCAUCCAUGGUUUCUGAAGAACCUACCAAGGGAGCUAACUGAGUCAGCGCAGGCUGUGUAUUACCAGAGAGACAACCCAAGCUUUUAUUCUCAGAGUGCGGAGGAAAUAAUGAGAAUUGUUGGAGAGGCAAGAACCCCGCCUCCAGUAUCCAGGCCUGUCAAAGGUUUUGGGUGGGAAGGCGAAGAAGAAGAGGAAGAAGAAGGAGCAGAAGAAGAGGUGGAAGAGGAGGAGGAAGAAGAUGAAGAAGAAGAUGAGUACGACAAGAGGGUGAAGGAGGUUCACGCAAGCGGAGAAUUUCAAGUCAGUUGAGCCAUACAAUUCUGAUGCACUCGUUCAAUUGUAUGCUAGUUAAGUUCGUAUUUAGAUGUAUCAUAAUUCAUGAAGACUUAUAAUAUAAACGUGGGAUAUAUACAAAUAGGCUCAGUUCAUGGCUGUAUUCAUCACGUAAUGUGUACUUGGUUCGGCCAUGGAUUCCAUGUUUGAGUUGUCUUAUAUUAUGGUCAAUAUGUACUCCAAUAGUAUUGCUGUAGCA
Neltuma alba is the source of this 1376-nucleotide messenger RNA. Its product is annotated as serine/threonine-protein kinase SRK2A-like. The record is from RefSeq and is a predicted model, not a curated record. Gene Ontology annotation, biological process: protein phosphorylation. Gene Ontology annotation, molecular function: ATP binding; protein serine/threonine kinase activity. The coding region runs from base 77 to 1153 and encodes 358 amino acids. Lineage: Eukaryota; Viridiplantae; Streptophyta; Magnoliopsida; Fabales; Fabaceae. The transcript is spliced from 9 exons.